Strongyloides ratti is the source of this 627-nucleotide messenger RNA. RefSeq lists its product as hypothetical. The transcript has 2 exons. Bases 1 to 627 code for a protein of 208 amino acids. The record is from RefSeq and is a predicted model, not a curated record. Lineage: Eukaryota; Metazoa; Nematoda; Chromadorea; Rhabditida; Strongyloididae.
AUGAUUACUACGACUAAAUGUAAUAAAAAUCUUGAAUCAAAAAAGAAGGUUUUUAAACGUCGUCAUUGGAUAACAGGAACAGGUAAAGAAGAGUUUAUAAAUGAAAUUAGAAAUGCUGUUAAACCUUGUUAUAUGCCAAUCAAUUUAAAAUCAAAAGUAAACAAAGAAUAUAAAGAUAAUUUUGUUUUGGAAUAUAAUGCAAUAAUUCAACCUUAUUUAAAUAAACCUAUAUGUUUUUCUGUUAGUCUUUAUCCAAAAAUAUCAAUUGUUCAUAAAAUAACAUACUUAGGUUAUGAAGAUGAAACUAAUAUGUUAAAUAAUAAUGUUGCAUUUAAACAUGAAACUUAUCGUGUAUCAAAUGAUGGAAUAAUUUUAGAACAAGAUCAAAUAAAGAAUAUAACAUUUUUUUCAUCAUCAAUAGAAGUUAACUUUUCAAAUGGUGUCAAUGGAAUUUUUACACUUCUUGAAAAUGAAAAAAUAACAAGUGAGGAAGCUGAUUUGUUACAUGAAAGUACCAUAUUAUUCAAUUCAAAUAUUUCCAUAAAAUUUAUCCCUGAUAAAAAUGCUCUUCAAAAAAAUGAAACAAAUAAAAAAGCUUAUGUUAUAUUUUUUAAAAAAUUAUCGUAA